AAUAUCAAUAUGGCGACAGUCGACUGGCACGAGUAGUUGCAUAACUCUGUAUCUGCACAUUUUUAAUGGGAUUUUCUAUUAGAAGAUUGAACAGACUAAUUGACAAGUGGCCGGGGAAACGAAUAUUCCGCGAGUACCGAUUUCUGCCAAUAUUUUUCGUCUUCGGAGCGGCCUUGGAAUAUUCUAUGAUCAAUUGGCAUGUGGGAGAGGUUAAUUUCUACAAAACGUACAAGCGUCGAAGGGUAGAAGAGCUAGUGGCGGAGAGACUACAGCGGGAGGCUUGAAACGAAUUGCACACA
Molecule: messenger RNA, 299 nt
Organism: Nylanderia fulva
Lineage: Eukaryota; Metazoa; Arthropoda; Insecta; Hymenoptera; Formicidae
Product: ubiquinol-cytochrome c reductase complex assembly factor 5
Source: RefSeq, a predicted model, not a curated record